This is a messenger RNA of Austrofundulus limnaeus, 1499 nucleotides long. Its product is annotated as programmed cell death protein 10-B. Gene Ontology annotation, biological process: positive regulation of MAP kinase activity; regulation of Golgi organization. Gene Ontology annotation, cellular component: FAR/SIP/STRIPAK complex. The record is from RefSeq and is a predicted model, not a curated record. Lineage: Eukaryota; Metazoa; Chordata; Actinopteri; Cyprinodontiformes; Rivulidae. Gene Ontology annotation, molecular function: protein kinase binding.
UGUGUGUGUGUGAGUGUGUGUGAGUGCAUGUGUGGGUGUGUUUGAACUGCAGUUGCUCUUCAUCGUUUUUGACAAGAGCUACUCCUCCCUGGAGGAUGACAAUGGAGGAGAUGAAGAAUGAAGCGGAGACAAACUCCAUGGUAUCCAUGACGCUGUACGCUGUGAUGUAUCCAGUUUUUACUGAGCUGGAGAGGAUCAACAUGUCAGCUGCUCAGACGCUCAGAGCAGCCUUCAAAAAGGCUGAGCGGGAGAACCCUGGUCUGACGCAGGACAUCAUAAUGAAGAUCCUGGAGAAAAAGAACGUUCAAAUCAACUUCACCGAAUCCCUGCUGCGCAUGGCUGCAGAUGACGUGGAAGAGUUCAUGAUUGACCGGACCGAACAAGAGUUCCUGGACCUAAAUGAAAAGGCCAGAGCACUGAAACACAUUCUUAGCAAAAUCCCAGAUGAGAUCAACGACAGAGUACGCUUUCUACAAACUAUCAAAGACAUAGCCAGCGCCAUAAAAGAGCUCCUGGACACAGUCAACAACGUCAUUAAGAAAUAUCAGUACCAGAAUCGCAGAGCUCUGGAGCACCAGAAAAAGGAGUUUGUGAAGUACUCCAAAAGUUUCAGUGAUACCCUCAAAACAUACUUCAAAGAUGGAAAGGCAAUAAACGUCUUCAUCAGCGCAAAUCGGCUCAUCCACCAAACCAACCUCAUACUGCAGACCUUUAAAACCGUGGCCUAGCCCCGCAGAGACCACCGAGUCCCCACCCGACACCACCCUGUGUGGGGAGCACAGGAGCCUGAGGAGCGCCUCACCCAUAUAUGUAAAUUAGAGUUGAUUUUAGGGUCGGGGUCGAUUUCAUUGGAGUCAAGAUUCUAGAUUCCAGUUCAAGAGACUGAAAAGUGCCAUUUGUUUCUUAAUGAGGAUUUUCCAGUCUUGAAAUGGAACUGAAUGGGCCCAAAGUCUUGGUGAAAUUGGUUUUAUUUGGAGAGUUUUAAUUUAUAACCCUGGUCUUGUUGGGAGGUGGUGAGGUGAGGUGUUUGUACAAGACUAAUUGCCAUUUUUCUAAUAUAUUCAUCAUGUUGAUCGUUUUAAUUUUUAGCUUUUCGGUCACGACCACGUUCAGUUUAGAGGUUGAGUCUCAGCCUUCUACACUGGUUUUUCCUCUUCUCGCCUCCUUUUUGUGUCAUUUUGCCACGGUGUGUAUGCGCAGGAUUGACAAAACUAUAAAAAAAAAAAAAUCACCCCGAGUGCAGGUAAAGCAGUCACAAGGAGAGGAAGCAGUUUGGACAUUUGAGAGGCAGACUCUGAUUUUGUUUCUCGUUAUUAUCAGAAGACAGAAAGCCAAAUUACUUCCAGCACUGUGUGCGCCUUACAAAGUCCUGUAACAUUCCCUCUGAGUCUAAUGAAGUGGAACCAGCUCCUGCUGUCAGGGGACUUAGAAAGUGAAAUGAAACUUCUGUAUUUAACUGAUAUCUGGUUGCAAAUGUUCAAUAAAUAGUUUCCAAAUGA